This is a messenger RNA of Dendronephthya gigantea, 3036 nucleotides long. RefSeq names its product endoplasmic reticulum-Golgi intermediate compartment protein 2-like. Bases 755 to 2002 code for a protein of 415 amino acids. The transcript is spliced from 15 exons. Lineage: Eukaryota; Metazoa; Cnidaria; Anthozoa; Malacalcyonacea; Nephtheidae. Gene Ontology annotation, biological process: retrograde vesicle-mediated transport, Golgi to endoplasmic reticulum; endoplasmic reticulum to Golgi vesicle-mediated transport. The record is from RefSeq and is a predicted model, not a curated record. Gene Ontology annotation, cellular component: membrane; endoplasmic reticulum; COPII-coated ER to Golgi transport vesicle.
AGACAGAGGAAACAUCUCAAAGUAAUACAAGAUUUGGAUGCAUUUCCCAAGGUGCCAGAAAGUUAUCAAAAGACCACAGCUAGUGGCGGAACAGGUUGUAAUGCUCUAAUGGAAUAUUAAACUUUACACUUCCCUGCCAAAUUAGGCAGAUCUUUGUUAUAGAUCUCUAUUUAGUCUGUUAGUUGGCUAAAAUAGUUUCGGAACUCUGAAGAUGCAAACGUUGACUCAUCAUUACCCUGACCAAAUCCAUAUCUUCUGAUCUUCAGUUUAUAAAGACCCGUUUACGUGUAACCUACUCAUUUUUGUGGAGCAAUGGUUCAUGCUCAGCCUUUGUGAUUUACUUGUGUGUUUAACUGGAAUUUAUAUCCAGUUUCACCGAGUUCCAAAAUAGCCAUGGAGCAGCUGGCAGCAUCUUGCAAUAACUUAUCAAAAAUGUACUUGAAGAUAAAAUGUGGUAUAUUACUAAUGACUAGGGAGAAAACUUUUAAAAAAUUUAGUAUAACACAUAGUAACACUUCUGGUUUAAGCAAUUAGGUUUUCUGUCUAUGCUACUGAAAUUUUCCUCAUAGCUGGGGAUAAAUUUUAUAAGGGUACCAGCUGUUUUUACACUACCAAUUUAUAAAAAAUAUGUAUACCUCACACUGUAACACCACACUGAGGACAUAGAUGCAUAAUGCACCUUGGACAAUUAGGUUUCAUAAUUUGAAUUAAUGGCUGCUGAAGACUUGACCUUGUAAAAUCAUUAUCUGAUUGUAUGAACACAUGGUGGACUAGCAUAAUAUGGAGCAUUUACCAGGAAAACUCAAAUACGGGGUGCCAUUUAAAGCUCAAACAUGAGCAACAACCAAUGAUCAAUGAAAAUGGGGUCCCAAUCAGCAUAAAUACGAGGGGUGCAUUGGGAAAUUCCCUGGUGUCACUGUGGGCCAAUCUGCCUGAAGAGCAAUUAGUUUCUAUCCUGACAUUUCUCUUCAUUGGGAUAUUGAUCAUCUCUGAGUUUCAAUAUUACCGGGCUACAGAUAUUCAAUAUAACUAUGAAGUCGAUGCUGAUGCAGACAGUAAACUACAGAUCAAUGUUGACAUUACUAUUGCUAUGCAAUGCCAAGAUAUUGGCGCUGACAUCCUGGAUUUAUCAGGAGCAACAAUUGAAGGGGAGAAUAUAAAAGAAGAAGCUACUUUCUUUGAACUCGCAGAAAAUCAAAAGGAAUGGCUAAGGAAAUUCCAAGAGAUGAAGUCAACGAAGGAAGGUUACAGAACAAUCAACGAAAUUGAACUGUUUGAAAGAAACAUUCCCACAGCGAUGCCACAGCGGGAUGAUUUGUUGCAGAAAUCUUCAAGUCAACCGGAUAGUUGUCGAUUUUUUGGUUCUUUCGCCGUGAAUAAAGUGGCGGGAAACUUUCAUGUAACUGUUGGGAAGUCCAUACCACAUCCAAGAGGUCACGCUCAUUUAAGUGCCUUUGUACCUUCCAAUGAGUAUAAUUUUACACAUCGUAUUGAUCACCUUUCUUUUGGACCUCGUGUGCCUGGAGUUAUUAGCGCUCUGGAUGGUGAUAUUCAAGUUACCCAUAACAAUCUUCACACUUAUCAUUAUUAUAUUAAGAUCGUUCCUACAAGUAUCAAAAUGCUAAGUUGGCGAAAUGAAUUAAAGACAAACCAAUACUCUGUAACACAGAGGUCUCGAAAAAUUAAUCAUGCAGGAGGAAGCCACGGUGUUUCAGGAGUGUUUUUUAAGUACGAUCUUUCAUCAAUUUUGGUUCGGGUGAGGGAAGUUCAUCGACCAUUUUGGCAGUUCUUGGUCAGACUUUGUGGAAUCGUCGGUGGAAUUUUCGCAACAUCUGGCAUGCUUCAUUCACUUGUUGGAUUUUUUGUGGAAAAGCUUUAUUGCCAGUUUAGCAAAAACAAGGACUCAAAGUCAGCUCUUGCUGAAGAUACUAAAGAAUCGCCAAUUUCCAGUCACCAUAUUGCAAAUUCCAAUGGCCUUAGUCACCAACCAGUAGUUUCGUAGCAAAUUAACUCACAUGCAUCCAUGCCCGAUGCACAGCGCUGUAUACGUUGAAAUACGCAAUCUCUUUGCUAAAGGAAAUUAAGCUUAUUCCAAAAGUCAAGCUUAUUCUAGCGUGGUUAUCGAUGUUUUUAUUAAUAUGGCAUUCAUGAUCGCUUUUUUAAUUACGAUAAAUAGAACAGUCUUCCUUGGAAUACAACUGUUUGGUUAAACCAUGUCUUUAGUUAAAAUUGUCUUUGCGUGAAACGAGACCAUAGCACGCAGGGCUCACUUUCGUGAUAAAUGUUUGAUAAAUGUCAUUUCUGCAUAGUCAUCAAAAUGUUGUUCACUCUUGCAGGAGGUUGUCCUGCAAGAUGUACACAUGCACCCGUGAGAAAAACAAACUAGACUUUCCGGAUAGAUCUGUUUCAAUAUUAUCCAUGCAUCUGUUUCAAUAUUAUUUAAAUAAUUUAAUCAAUAAAUCUUUGUGCACAACGCCGUUUUAUGACGAAAUUUUCCGUAGUUCGUCCCUUCUCGUAUUUAUACGACCAGACGGAUGAUGCGUCUCGACGAAGUACCCAUUCAAAUUCGUCUUAAUAGACGAGCUAUCCGGAUAACUUGUGUUGACGGCGCGGAUUCGUCCGUUUGCCCGUGUUUACAAGCAGACAAACUAGAGACUUGCCCAAGGCCAAGUUCGUCUAGACUGUCACGGAUGAUCCGUCUCUGGUAUAAUUGGAGCCAAUGUAUUUCACAGGGUGCAGCACAACAUUGUUCACUCUUGUUUUCAACAAUUUACAUCAACAUAAUGAUUUUUCGCGUGUAUUUUGGGUUAAUUCUGUGCGUGAUUUAGAAUGUCAUACUUAGGUAUAAGUUAUUAAAAAUGACAGAAGGUUUAAAAAUGUAAAGUCCUAUUAGAUUGCUCUUCCUCUCGUGCAGAUGUAUUCUUUUAUGCUAGGGCGGAGGAAGGGGUCGGCAGUCUGGCGAGAUCUGGUCAUUUUUAUUACUCGAUCGGAUGCACAUAAACAUCCCCACCUGAUUUAUAUAUAAUAAUUAUCACA